AUGGUAGACCCAAGUCUCUUCCCAGGGAUUGCUCCCCCGGAACCCGAUACAAUGAUGACGAUGCCAAUGAUGGACGACGACGACGACGACGACGUAGCCAGCAACAUCUCCGCCGACUCCGACGCGCUCGAGCUCCGCGCCGAAGUCGAGCGCUUCGACCUCCAGCAAGAAGCCUUCGUCGCCCGCCAGCGCGCCGAAGCAUUGGGUAUCCCCUACCAAACACCACCAGCGCGCAAAAAGGGCGGUCCCGGGGGCCGCAAACGAGGUAAACCUCGCAAGUCAACAGGCCCCCGCAAGGCCGCCAAGCUGCCGCCCGACAUCCAGUUCCGCAUGUCACUCGCCAACGAGGCGUUCCAGCAGAAGGAGUACGACCGCACAGUGGCGCACCUCUCCGAGAUCAUCCGCAUCAACAGCGAGGUGUUCAGCGCGUGGAUGCUGCUGUCGACGGUGCACGAAACACUCGGCCACCGCGAGCAAGCGGUAUGGUGCCGCAUCUCGGCGGCCCAUCUCACGCCGCGUGAUGUGCCGCAGUGGAUCUCCACGGCCGAGUACGCGCUGGAGUGUUUGGAGGCGCUGGAGGAGGGCACGCCGGAGCGCGAGGAGAUGUUGCAGCGGGCGUAUGUGUGCUAUACCCAGGCGCUAGAGACGGACCGCGCGAAUAUUACGGCGCGGACGGGCCGCGCGGAUGUGAUUAUGAUGCAGGGGAAUGCGAGUAAGGCGUUGGCGGAGUACCAGAAGGCGUUGAAUUAUCGGCCGUGGAAUAUCCGUACCGUGCGUAAUAUUGCGGAUGUUGCGCUGGAUGUGAAGGAUAGGAGGAAAGGAGCGGAGAUUGCGAGGGGCGCGUAUCGUCGGUUGGUGGACCAUUUGCAGAGCGAGGGUACGUUUGAGGCCGAGGAGGGCUGGUUUGAGUGGUCUGACUUGCGGAUCUAUCUCGAGUUCUUUACGAUCCUGGAGCAAUGGCAGCAGGGCGCGCAGGAGCUGAAGGAGAUAUCCCGGUGGUUACUAGGCAGACGGGAGGAGAUGUACUGGGAGGAGUGGGCCGACGAUGACCGAGAAUGGGAUACCAUCGACGACAGACGGGUGAUGGUGCCCGGAUACGAGCCCGCCAAGUUCCCUCUGGAAAGCUACGGCAAUGGGCUGCCGCCCGACCUGCGCGCAAAGCUGUACGUUUUCCGCUGUAAGCCGGGACUGGAGUACGAGGCGGACCUGCACCUGCAGCUGCUUGACCCGACGCGACAGGAGGAUUUUAAGGAUUUCCCAGACUGUCUGAAGGACAUCGCGGUUGUGUUGCUGGACCGGGGGCGGGCGGACGACGCCAUCCGGUAUCUCGACCUCUACCGGAACAUCGCGGCGGACACGGGGGAGGCGGCGCUGGACGCCGACUUCUCCGUCUGCCAGGGCCGGUACCACAUGGCACGCGGCGAGAAAGCCGCGGCGGAAGAGUGUUUUAUUGCCGCGAUCGAGGAUGACGAGGAUCAUAUUGAGGCUCGCGUGCAGUUGGCGAACAUGUAUGAGGGCGAAGAGAUGCAGGAAGGGCGCGAGGAGGCGUUCUUACUGGUACGGGAAGCGAUGAACUUGGAAGCGAGGAGGGGGGAUGGCACAGGACGACGCCGGGGUCCGUAUGGACCCAGGAAGCCUAGGGAGGGCAAGCCGCGGCCGCGGAAACCGAGGGAUCCAAACAGAAAGUCUAACUACGUUCCCCGGCGACUCAUCAACGAAGAGAAGAGGCGACAGCAAGAACUCGAGAUGACGGCCGAGGCGGUCAAGAACUUUGAUCUCCUCCGCGAAGUCCAGGACUCGGCCUUUGCCGGGGAUGAGCAAGCCCAGACCGACUGGAUGAAAGCGGCCAAGCACCUCAUCGACGACUUCCGAUCGUACAAGCAGUUCUACCCGUGGGAGAAGUACAUCAAGUUCCUCGGGUAUGCAGCCAACGUGCAAGGCGGCGGGGCAGCAGUGCCGGCUAGAAAUCUAAAGCUAGCCGCCAUGGAAGAACGUCUACGUCUCAACCUCGCGCCCGCAGAGGGCCAGGACCAGACCAUCCGCGUGCCCAUCAAGUUCCCCUCCGACCACCGCGGCGUCUCGUUCCACACCUGGCUGGACCUGUUCCUCAACUACGCCUUUGCGCUGGUCCGCGCCGGCCACCAUCGCGAGGCCUACGUGGUCUGCCACUCGGCCCGCGACUCUAUCGUGUGGACGUCGAGCGAGUCGACUUUUCUCAUCCACGUCGCGUGGGCGUCGUGCGCCGUGUACGCCGGUGAUGAAGAGACCUGCGUGGCCAUCGCCCGCUAUUUCAUGCGCGACUACAUGCCGGGCACCGAUUCAUACCGCAUGUUCUCGGCCAUGUGCCGCGUGUGUCAGACCCCUGUGUCGUGGUACACCUCCGGACCGGCGCAAAAGUUUAUUCUGCGACAGAUCAAAACCAUGGAUACCAUCGUCAUGCGACAAGACGGUGCCGACGACCCUGACCACCAUCCCCAACACCCCGAGACCACGGGGAAUGAUAGCAGUAACAACAACGCCAACGCCAACGGCGAAAUAGCCCUCGACGUCGCCCUCCUAACAAUCUACGGCCACAUCCUCUUCACAACAACCUCCUACACCUACGCACUCUCCUACUUCGCCCGCGCCGCCUCGCUCGACCCCUCCAACCCGCUCAUCAACCUCAGCACGGGGCUCGCAUACGUACACUACGCCCUCAAGCGCCAGGCCACCAACAGACAGUACCUGCUCACGCAGGGGUUUGCGUUCUUGUUUCGGUAUUAUGAGGAUCGGUUGGCUGCUACUGCUACUGCUUCUGAUUCUAUGGAGAGUUUUACGGCUACGGCUAAGGGGAAUGUGGCGCAGAGACAGGAGGCACAUUUUAAUAUUGCGCGGGCGUACUCGCUUGUUGGGUUGACGGCGUUGUCGGUGGAGUAUUAUAAGAAGGUUUUGGCUGAGGGGAAUGGAGAUGGAAGGGGGUUGUUGGGAGACGAGGACUUGAAAGUGGAGGCCGCGUUUAACAUUCGCACGUUGUGUUAUCUGCUGGGGGAUAUUGAGGGGGCGAGGGCGGUUUCGGAGGAGUGGUUGGUUUUGGAGUGA
Messenger RNA from Dichotomopilus funicola, 3078 nucleotides. RefSeq lists its product as uncharacterized. Gene Ontology annotation, molecular function: protein binding. The coding region runs from base 1 to 3078 and encodes 1025 amino acids. Gene Ontology annotation, biological process: transcription by RNA polymerase III. Gene Ontology annotation, cellular component: transcription factor TFIIIC complex. Lineage: Eukaryota; Fungi; Ascomycota; Sordariomycetes; Sordariales; Chaetomiaceae. The record is from RefSeq and is a predicted model, not a curated record. The transcript has 2 exons.